Lentinula edodes (shiitake mushroom) is the source of this 1188-nucleotide messenger RNA. RefSeq names its product HAD-like domain-containing protein. Gene Ontology annotation, molecular function: phosphoprotein phosphatase activity. Gene Ontology annotation, cellular component: plasma membrane. Lineage: Eukaryota; Fungi; Basidiomycota; Agaricomycetes; Agaricales; Omphalotaceae. The transcript is spliced from 5 exons. The coding region runs from base 1 to 1188 and encodes 395 amino acids. The record is from RefSeq and is a predicted model, not a curated record.
AUGUCUUCAACGUCAGAGACCGUUGCGCCGCCAGAAAGCCCGAAAACUAAAUCGGCGCGGCCGAAACCUCCGUUUUUAUCUAGACUUCUCCGGGUACUCAUACCAUGCAUUCCUUCUUCACCUCACUCUCAGCCUAUCGAAAUUGACGAGCCCAAAACGGCUCCUGUGACGACUUUGGAAAAACCGAAGCCUUUGAAGGAGGUUCCCGAAGUUACUUCUGCUUCAGAACCUUCUCCGAGUAAGGCGACGCCAAACGCUUCCACUUCCGAGCCAAACAUUCCUCUUCCAUUAAGCAUCACGCCCCCUGUAGCUAUCACUCCGACUAUUCAAGAUGGAGAUGUCAUACUUCCUCCGACACCUACCAAUCAACUUUUGCCUCAGGCAGAAACUGAGGGUAUGACAUCUGGGGCUGUCGUACCUCCUGGAUCUAGCGGUACUGUAGACAGCAAGCGCUCUUCGCAUUACUCCACAUCGCGGACAAAUGGCGCUGCUGAUGGCGAGGACUCUGAUGGCACCAGCAGCUUCACUGACGACGAUGAAUUGGAGGACGUCCAUAACUUGGACGAUUUUGAAGAUGAGGAAGACAGAUUAAUAUCUAAUGGUGGCGCGGGUAUACCCGUUGGUCCAGAUGGUAUUCCAAGGCCGUUAUUACCUCCUAUUGCCCCUCAACAUGCAGGGCGAAAGUGUCUUGUGCUUGACCUUGAUGAAACACUCGUCCACAGUAGUUUUAAGUCAAUACCACAGGCCGACUAUGUUGUACCCGUGGAGAUUGAAUACACAUGGCAUAACGUUUAUGUGAUCAAACGUCCUGGUGUGGACAAUUUUCUGAAGAAGAUGGGUGAAUUAUACGAGAUUGUGGUGUUUACAGCUAGUCUUAGCAAAUAUGCUGAUCCAGUCCUCGAUCGUCUCGACGUCGGCCAUACGAUAACACACAGGCUAUUCAGGGAGAGCUGUUACAACCAUAAAGGGAAUUAUGUGAAGGAUCUCUCCCAACUAGGUCGUCCGAUAGCGGAUACCAUUAUCCUCGACAACUCGCCUGCGUCGUACAUUUUCCACCCAAACAACGCAGUCCCAGUCUCGUCUUGGUUCAACGAUCCACACGACACAGAGCUGACCGAUUUGGUACCCUUUCUCGGGGAUCUCGGCGAAGUUGAUGAUGUAAGAGGUGUGUUGGAUGGUGCUCGAUAA